Molecule: messenger RNA, 1432 nt
Organism: Aspergillus campestris IBT 28561
Lineage: Eukaryota; Fungi; Ascomycota; Eurotiomycetes; Eurotiales; Aspergillaceae
Gene: hapE
Product: CCAAT-binding factor complex subunit HapE
Exons: 4
Coding region: 437-1279 (280 amino acids)
Biological process (GO): regulation of DNA-templated transcription
Cellular component (GO): CCAAT-binding factor complex; nucleus
Molecular function (GO): protein heterodimerization activity; DNA-binding transcription activator activity, RNA polymerase II-specific; DNA binding
Source: RefSeq, a predicted model, not a curated record
GUGAUUAACUAGUUGAUCCUUUAUAACAAACAGUACGUACUACUCUUGAUGCGACGCAGCCCAUAUAUCUACCUAAACUUAUCGGGCACUUUGUCUGCGAACGUCAGAGCUGCAUAGGACUUGGCGUUCUUUGUCGCGCGCUACUACUAACCACCCUUCCGCGAUUUACCAGUCAGACACGACCCUUCAUUACUUUCUCCUAUCAACAACAAAGACUCGUCCUUGAGAAUCAGAACAGCCAUACUUGUUGCAUUCAUUAUCUUGGGUUCACCCAUCUGCUUAACAUCAAAUAUAUUUGGGGCGCCCUCGUAAGAUUGGUAUUGUCUUCCGCUAUAUCGUCUAUCGGCUCGUCUGCCUUUGGGUCUCGUCAAGACCAGCAUAAUUGAACAAGUUCAUCCCUCAAAGAACGACAAGUUUAUUGGAGAAGUUUUGUGUCAUGGAACAGCCUUCACAAAAUACGGGACAACCCCAAGGCAGGCAGCAGCCUGUCUACGACACUAGAAAUGGUGGACACUACGGGGCCAGCGCAGCGCUAUCCGCUCAGGGAUAUGCGCCUGUUGCUGAGCUUUAUACGGGAACAUGGGCGAAUGUCAAUCAAGGCUUACAGGGAGCAGCCCGGGAUAUCCUUACCACAUAUUGGCAACACAUCAUCAACCACUUAGAGUCCGACAAUCAUGACUACAAGAUCCAUCAGUUACCUCUCGCUCGCAUAAAAAAAGUGAUGAAGGCAGACCCUGAAGUAAAGAUGAUUUCAGCAGAGGCUCCAAUCUUGUUUGCUAAGGGCUGUGAUAUAUUUAUAACUGAGCUAACCAUGCGAGCAUGGAUCCAUGCGGAAGACAACAAACGGCGUACUUUGCAGAGAUCGGACAUCGCGGCAGCUUUAUCCAAAUCAGAUAUGUUUGAUUUUCUCAUUGAUAUAGUUCCCCGCGAGGAAGCUACGUCGCAUGCAAAACGGUCCAGCCAGGCGGCGGCAGCUCCAUCGGGAUCCUCUGGCCCAACAGGCCCAACAAGUCAGCUCCCGCCUUCUCAGCACGGGGUGCAGCACCCCGCACACCACAUGGCACACCCCGAUUACGGCAUGGGACAACAUGGCCUUCAAGACCAAGAAUAUCGCCAGCCAGCCAUUUAUGCAGGGGCUGUGCAGUCAGAUCCAACUGCUGCGUACGGACAGCCACAGUCCCAGAUGUUCGAAGGGAUGUAUGCUGCUUAUCCGCAUUUGCCUCCGCAACAGGUAUGUUUCCAAGCGAACCGUUUCAAGCUUCCAUUUGGUGCCUUAUGAAUGUACGGAAUUUAGCUGGUUCUUUUUUCGCUAAUAUGUCUAAAGUGAGCCACCUGGGAGACAUGGCUCGAGUUAAUCAGUUCGCAUUUCAGUAGUUGAAGGACAGAUUAUUGGCGCUUGAUGUGGGUUGCUCAAUUGAGUAACUAGUAGAAU